GAAGCCGGAGGCUGCAGGAGGAGCGCGUGUCCGCGGUGUUGGGGCGUCCGCAGGAUCCGGAUCUCAUUGGCACAGGUCCCGGGCGGGGUGGAGCGUAGCGGGGCCGCCUCUUGUUUUGCGGUCUUGUUUUGUCAGCCUCGCACCACUCAGAGCAGCUGCAGCAGGUCCUCCGGAGAGCAGCGCCCGACACGACCCGGCCAACGAAUCGGUUUGGACCCCCACCCCCACCCCCCCCGUUAUUCAACCUCAGGAGCCGGGCGCAGCCAACGAGCCCGAGAGGUGAAUCCAUCCGCGGAGGGUGUGUGUUUGGUCCUGCGGAGGACUGAAUCAGAGGACGCAGGGGGGGGGGGAGAGGCUGCUGCUGGAGGCAGGGGAAAGGGUUCGCGAUCGUCGGUGUCCUUCCCGGCGCCGACGCCGCCCUCGCUGUCCCGGAGGAGCCCGUUUGACCCGCGCAGCGUCUCCGCGGCACCGAAUGGAUGCGAGUGCGCGAGGAGAAUACUAAUGAGCGGCGCGCUGCGUCCUGCCGAGGCGCACCGCGUCCCCCGCCGCCGCCGCUGAGGGCCACAGCGGUCAUCCGGAGCGCACCGGGCCCCGCGCACCACCCUGGUUACUCCCCCGCCCCGCUUCCCUCCCGCGGGAAUCAAUGACCGCAGCCGUUUUAUCUCCUGGAUAAAUAAUAGAACAAAAAAACUCCUGCAGCUGCGCAAAGAAAACACAAACGCCGAAAUGGGCAACAGCUUCUCCAACAUCUCAGCCUUCCAGUCUCUGCACAUCGUCAUGCUGGGCUUGGACUCAGCGGGGAAGACCACGGUCCUCUACAGACUCAAAUUCAACGAGUUCGUCAACACGGUCCCCACCAUCGGGUUCAACACCGAGAAGAUCAAGCUGAGCAACGGCACCGCGAAGGGCAUCAGCUGCCAUUUCUGGGACGUGGGGGGCCAAGAGAAGCUGAGGCCCCUGUGGAAGUCCUACAGCCGGUGCACCGACGGGAUCAUCUACGUGGUGGACUCCGUGGACGUGGACCGGCUGGAGGAGGCCAAGACGGAACUGCACAAAGUCACCAAGUUCGCGGAGAACCAGGGCACGCCGCUGCUGGUCAUCGCCAACAAGCAGGACCUGCCCAAAUCCCUCCCGGUGGCGGACAUCGAGAAGCAGCUGGCUCUGCACGAGCUCGGCCCCUCCACCGCCUAUCACAUCCAACCCGCGUGCGCCAUAAUAGGCGAGGGGCUUCACGAGGGAAUGGACAAGCUGUAUGAGAUGAUACUGAAGAGGAGGAAAUCCCUGAAGCAGAAGAAGAAGCGGUAACAGCUGCGGUUUCUGGGAGGAGGCGAUUGAGUCCAAUAAACUGUGCGGGGGUCCCGGUUGUGCCAGUGUUUACUUUGCAGUGUUUUCCUAUCGUUUUGUUUUCUCCUCAUCCUCAGUUUGGAUUAAAGCUGUGAAGCCCUGCUGAGUGCAUCAUUCGGCACACGGGAGGCUGCAGGAUAUAGACUAUGCGAUAACCAAAAAAGACUAAAGAAACUUGAAGUGGCUCUUCAGGUGGACAGCGCGGAGGGAGAGACGCGGGCUGGCCCGUUAAUCUGCUGCCCCGCCGUGGACUUUGGACGCGGAGUGACCCGGAUGAUGAAGCUCCUCCGCCGUCGCUCACCAGGACUGUUAAGGCCCAGUAGUCUUCAUCUCCACCCACAGGAGGUCGUUUGAUUUUUGCACGUGGCGCGGGUCAUUUGUGCCCCCUGCUCUUUUUUUUAUUAUUUCUUUUUCUUUUUUUCUUUGAAUACCAGGACAGACAUGUGUAGUUUCAGUCUGGAUGUCAUGCUGACUGUUUUCUCCCCCCCCCCCCCCUGCGUGCUGGACUGAGGACACAGUGCCCACUACUUUGCACUUUUCAUUUCCUAACAAACAGUAGCGAACUACACUGUAUUAUUAGAGGAGCCGAUCCAGGUGGUUUAUGUACUAAGAAGCCAAAAUUGAAGUAUUUUUUGAAUAUUAAAACAUUUAAAAUCCA
Molecule: messenger RNA, 2002 nt
Organism: Gasterosteus aculeatus aculeatus (three-spined stickleback)
Lineage: Eukaryota; Metazoa; Chordata; Actinopteri; Perciformes; Gasterosteidae
Product: ADP-ribosylation factor-like protein 4C
Molecular function (GO): GTPase activity; GTP binding
Source: RefSeq, a predicted model, not a curated record